AUGCCGCCGCGCACGAGGUCACGGAUGGAGCUGGUGCCAAGCGAGGUCGCGCCAGCUGUGAGCGAUGAUGCUUCCUUCCAGCUGGCUUCAAGCUGUGCCAAUGGCAUGAGCAAGCAGGAUCUGGGGAAGGAGCUGGCAGCAGCUGGGACUUGGCAGUUAGACCUUUGGAAGAAUGCCGUGCUUCGUUUGUUGGCGACCCCACAUCAGAGGCCCCUGGCAGCCGCCAACGCUUUGAGGGCUUUGGGAGCUGCUGGCUUUGAAGCGCGGCCCUCGUGUCCCAAACAGCUAGAGACUCUCUGCUGGUUGUUGGAUGUCACUGGCAGCCGUCGGGCGCCACCUGGCGAUGCGGUGGACAAAGGCAUCCGCUGGCGGGCAUGUGCUAUCCUUGAUGGCUUUCUCCGGGCAUUGUCAAGCCAAGGCUUUGCAAAACUCCCGGAAGAGCUACAACGUUGCUGCAUGUCCGUCCUAUUGGCCCGAUGUUCAGACCGCUGUGCCGACGUGCGCCACGUGGCCAGUGAAGCCCUGGAAGCCCUGGGCUGUUCGACGGACAAGGAGACUCUUGAGGUCUUGCGACAGAGAGCCUUGAACGAUCGCAAUGAAUGCGUCAGGGCUGCUUGCGCCUCUGCCAUCAUAGCUCAAGGUGAUCAUGAGCACGACUGGCUGGAUUUGGAGAUUAUCACGACUGCCAGUUUAGACAUGGCGCCACGGGUCCGUCGGCGCUUGCUGACGCACCUGGCACGCCUGGAUCGUUGGAAAGGGCGAGCUUCCUUGCAAACUGCCUGGCGGGAGGCAGUCUUGCGUGGAUUGGAGGAUCGUGUUCGUUCUGUGCGGCUGGCCGCUGUGCGAUGCUUUGUAGCUGAUGUGCAGCAGCUCGGAGACAGGGCCUUAUUGCUGGACGACGCAGAGCUCACUGCAGGAUCAACUAUGCGAAUGGUCAAUGGCAUCGUGGCCGUGGUGAACCAGCCGAACGGGCUCUUUGAGGAAAUAGAGGAGGGCUCCUCAUCUCGUGCUUUGCGGCAGCUUUUGCAUUGCUUCGAUCCAGUCAAGAGCAUUGAGAUCGCCUCUUCUCCGGAUGCCACGAUGGGACAAGUGCUGUGGGCGCGUAUCACCGUGACCCUGGGGACCUUGCUGGGCGAUGCUCCCAAUGCAGGGCACAUGGUGGCUGAGAUGCAAGACUGCAUGAGCAUGUUGCAAGGCUGCAAUCCGGAACACCUUGCACAGGUGCACUUCAAGCUCUGCCAGUGGUUGAACUGUGCUCUCGUCUGUCAGAUGCCUCCCGCUUCACCUGGUCGUCACGCCUUAGCACAUGCUGCUGGAGCGGCACUCCAGGUCUCGUCGGUGGACUUCGCGAGCACAGCGCUUCUUGAAGAUGGUGUAUUCCCGGGAAGCCUCCUGGGAGACGAGUGGCCGCGAGAACGACCGAGCUUCGAGCUGGCCAGGGUUUCCUUGCGACGGAGGUGGCAGCCGAGGGUGCUGCUUCUGCAGAAGGAAAGCAGGCGGCAGCUGUUACUGAGGUUUGGUUCUCCAACUUUGCAGCUGCCAUUUUCCACAGCUUGA
This is a messenger RNA of Durusdinium trenchii, 1557 nucleotides long. The record is from the annotation of a GenBank genome assembly. Lineage: Eukaryota; Dinophyceae; Suessiales; Symbiodiniaceae.